AUGGAUGGAGUGAUAUUAACCAUGGAAUUAAAGCCUGAAGGGGAGAGACCGCAGAGAAAAGUACGAUUUCGAAUCGCUUCUUCGUCUAGCGGAAGAGUACUAAAGGAGGUAUACACUGAUGGAGAUUCCCUGGAUUCUGAAUGUGCCAGUAGCUCAGAGACAGACCAAUAUAGUGUCCCAAGUGAAGCCGACAUCAAUCAAAAUGGCUUCUUAGGUUCAGAAUAUGACGAGAGUGAAAAUGAACCAGAUGACCUACUUGUUUUAGCAAGAGCUACCAAAGAUAGGGGAUUUGGAACCAAAAGAGUGAAUAUACUUAGUAAAAAUGGUACAGUCCGUGGAGUCAAACAUAAAGUCAGUGCUGGCCAAGCAUUAUUUGACAAUUUAGCAAAAGUUUUCCAGCAGUCAACUACAACCUUAGAAUAUGGACGGAUAGUCAUAUAUACAACAAGUUUAAGAGUGGUGAGAACAACUUUUGAGAGAUGUGAAAUGGUAAGAAAAAUUUUCCAGAACCACAGAGUAAAAUUUGAAGAAAAGAACAUUGCAUUGAAUAGUGACUAUGGUAAAGAGUUGGAUGAAAGAUGUCGCAGGGUUUCUGAAAUCCCAUCCUUACCUGUUGUAUUCAUUGAUGGUCAUUAUCUUGGGGGGUUAAACAGAAUAAUUACUGUCAAUGAACGAAUCGGGGAAUUACAGGAUCUUUUGAUAAAAAUUGAGAGAGUGCAGCACCCACACGCUUGUCCCUCCUGCGGGGGAUUUGGCUUUGUUCCUUGUCUUGUGUGCCAUGGAAGCAAGAUGUCAGUGUUCCGGAACUGCUUCACAGACUCAUUUAAAGCCUUGAAGUGCACUGCCUGCAAUGAGAACGGACUACAGCGAUGUAAAAGCUGUGCUGGAUAA
Molecule: messenger RNA, 891 nt
Organism: Bombina bombina (fire-bellied toad)
Lineage: Eukaryota; Metazoa; Chordata; Amphibia; Anura; Bombinatoridae
Gene: GRXCR1
Product: glutaredoxin and cysteine rich domain containing 1
Exons: 6
Coding region: 1-891 (296 amino acids)
Biological process (GO): sensory perception of sound
Source: RefSeq, a predicted model, not a curated record